UGAAGAAACAAAGAAAAACAGUUCUGAAGAGGAAGUUUCGGUGACAUUGUCUAAACUCUAAACUCUAAAGAAUCUGUAUGGAUGUUCAAGGAACUCAGCAACCAACUUAGAUCUAAAGAAGACAUUGAGAAGAUGGAAGCAAGGGCAAGGAGAAAGAUCUUUGGAAUGGAAAGGACAGAACAAAAAUGACCAGUAAGGACUUGAUGCACAAGAUAAGUAGGGUGAUAGUAAGAGAACAUCUAGCAGGUCUUGUUGAGUUCAAGUCACCAGGCCUAAAGGAACUACGACAUACCAGAGUACUGAAAGAAUUGGCAGAUGUGAUUGUUCCACCAUUCCACCACUGUCAGUGAUCUCUGAAAGAUAAUGGAGAAUGGAAAAAGUGCCACAGAAAUGGAAAAGGGAAUAUGUUUUCACAGCCCUCAACAAAGGGAAGAGAAUGGAUUCUAGAAGCACUAGGAUGGGGGAAUCAUUUUAUACUUCAGAAUUAGGACAAGUAUGUGAGAAUUCCCAUCAGCCAGCGUGGAUUUCUUUCUUCAAGUUCUUCCAAUACAGCCAGCUACAUAACUUUCUCAAAUAACCUUUCUUUGUGCCAUGUUCUGUGGCUUGCAUCAAAAGAGGAAUUUGUCUUCAUGAAGAUUCCUAACAUUGGUAAUGUGAUGAAUAAAUUUGAGAUCCUUGGGGUUGUAGGUGAAGGAGCCUAUGGAGUUGUACUAAAAUGCAGACACAAGGAAACACAUGAAAUUGUGGCAAUCAAGAAAUUCAAGGACAGUGAAGAAAAUGAAGAAGUCAAGGAAACAACUUUACGAGAGCUUAAAAUGCUUCGAACUCUAAAACAGGAAAAUAUAGUGGAGCUAAAGGAAGCUUUCCGAAGAAGAGGGAAAUUAUAUUUGGUGUUUGAAUAUGUGGAAAAAAAUAUGCUUGAAUUGCUGGAAGAAAUGCCAAAUGGAGUUCCACCUGAAAAAGUUAAAAGCUAUAUCUACCAACUAAUCAAGGCAAUUCACUGGUGCCAUAAGAACGAUAUUGUUCAUCGAGAUAUAAAACCAGAAAAUCUCUUAAUCAGCCAUAGUGACAUCCUGAAGCUCUGUGAUUUUGGUUUUGCUCGGAAUCUAUCAGAAGGCAACAAUGCUAAUUAUACAGAGUAUGUGGCCACCAGAUGGUACCGUUCUCCUGAACUCUUACUUGGAGCUCCCUAUGGAAAAUCUGUAGAUAUGUGGUCUGUGGGCUGUAUUCUUGGGGAGCUUAGUGAUGGGCAACCUUUAUUUCCUGGAGAAAGUGAAAUUGACCAACUUUUUACUAUUCAGAAGGUGCUAGGACCACUUCCAUCUGAGCAGAUGAAGCUCUUCUACAGCAAUCCUCGUUUCCAUGGGCUUCGGUUCCCAGCUGUUAAUCAUCCCCAGUCUUUGGAGAGAAGAUAUUUAGGAAUUUUAAGUGGUGUUUUGCUUGACUUAAUGAAGAAUUUGUUGAAGUUGGAUCCAGCAGACAGAUACUUGACAGAACAGUGUUUGAACCAUCCUUCAUUUCAAACCCAGAGACUCUUGGAUCGUUGUGGAACUUCACCUUCACGAUCAGCAAAGAGAAAACCAUACCAUGUUGAAAGCAACACAUUAUCUAAUAGAAAUCAAGCCAGCAAAAAUACUGCUUUGCAGGCACAUCACAGAUCUAACAGUAAGGAUAUACAGAACCUGAGUGUUGGACUUCCACGGAAUGAAGAUGUUCUUCCAGCAAGUGAAAGCUUCCUCAAUGGAAACCUUUCUGGAGCUUCUCAUAGUCCCAUGCACACCAAACCCUAUCAAACAAGUAACCCACCUGGAUCCGCAAACAAAGAUCUCACCAAUAACAACAUUCCACAUCUUCUUAGCCCCAAAGAAUCAAAAGCAAAACCAGAAUUUGAUUUCAGUAUUGACCAAAAGACUUCUGAGGGCCCAGGCACAAAAUAUCUUAAGUCAAACAGUAGGUCUCAGCAGAACCGCCACUCAUUUAUGGAAAGUUCCCAAAGCAAAACUGGAACAUUACAACCUGGUGAAAAGCAUGGACGACAUAGCUACAUAGAUACUAUUCCCCAAUCCUCUAAGAGUCCUUCUUAUAGGGCAAAGGCCAAAAGUCAUGGGGUUCUGACUGACUCCAAAUCUGUGAGUAAUCUUUCUGAAGCCAGAGUUCAGAUUUCUGAUCCCAGUAGCAGCAGGUAUUUUCCAUCUAGCUGCCUAGACUUGAACUCUCCCACCAGCCCAACCCCUCCCAGGCACAGUGACAGUAGAACUUUGCUUAGUCCUUCUGGGAGAACUAACCGAAGUGAGGGCACCUUGGACUCAAGGCGAACAACAGCAAGACAUUCCAAAACAAUGGAAGAGUUGAAACUACCCGACCACAUGGAUGGAAGCCAUUCACACUCACUCUCUGCACCCCAUGAAUCUUUUUCCUAUGGUCUAGGGUAUACCAGCCCUUUCUCUUCCCAGCAACGGCCUCAUAGGCAUUCCAUGUACGUGACUCGGGACAAAGUGAGAGCGAAAGGCUCAGAUGGAGGCUUGAACAUAGGGCAAGGGAUGGCAGUCAGAGCCAACAGCCUUCAACUCUUAUCACCACAGGUACAACUUAGACUAUUCACCAGAUCUGUUGGCACAUCACGGGAAGAUGGUGCAGAGGAUUUGAAUAGGCCAGGAGAACAGAUCCCCACAGAACUAAGUGUAUCACGGUCUUCAGCUAAAGAAACCUCUCGAGAGGGUACAUCUUCAUUUCAUUCACGACAAAAAUCUGAGGGUGGAGCCUAUCAUGACCCCCAUUCAGAUGAUGGAGGAGCUACAAAAGAAAAUAGACACCUAUAUAAUGAUCCUGUUCCAAGAAGAGUUGGUAGCUUUUACAGAGUUCCAUCUCCACGUCCGGAUAAUUCAUUUCAUGAAAAUAAUGUACCAUCCAGAGUCGCUUCUCUGCCAUCAGAGAGCAGCUCUGGGGCAAACCACUCAAAAAGACAAACAACAUUUGAUCCAUGGAAAAGUCCAGAAAAUAUAAGUCAUGCUGAACAACUCAAGGAGAAGGAGAAGCAAAGCUUUUUUAGAUCCAUGAAAAAGAAGAAGAAGAAAUCUCAAACAGUGCCCAAUACAGAUGGUCAGGAUCUUCUGGCAUUACAAAAAGCCAUUCAUUCGACUAAUCACCAAAGCAGCCGGCCAAAGGAGUGGCGUCCUGAGAAGAUCUCAGAUCUUCAAGUUCAUAGUCAGCCAUUAAAAUCACUCCGUAAGCUGUUACAUCUCUCUUCUGCCUCAAACCAUCCCACUUCCUCAGACCCCCGCUUCCAGGUACCAAGUCAGCAAGCCAAAAGCUCCUUUUCGGAAGUGCGAAUUCAUCCUAUGAGCCAGGCCUCCAGUAGCAGCAGCAACAGCAACAUCCGGGCUGAGGCCACGCCAAAGGCCAGGCCAAGCCUUCAGCUGCCGGGUCAGAUAGACCCAGGCUGGCAUGUAUCCCCUGUGAGCAGGAGCGCCACUGAGGGGCCUUCCUAUUCUGAACAGCUGGGUUCUAAGAGCGGGUCUAAUGGGCACACAUAUAACAGAACAAAUCGAUCACGGAUGCCAAAUCUGAAUGAUUUAAAAGAGACAGCCUUGUAAUUAUUCUCCACGGGUUAGAGGGGGAAAAGCUAGCUCCCUGGGAAGAGGGGUGGGGUAGGAAGGGAUAGGGGCAGACUGUGCCAGGGGUGGUAAGCCAAUAGUUUCAGCCUUAUGAAGGUGUGCAAUAUUGUGUUGUAUGGAGCUGCAUUGUCAAGCACCACAUUAGUCAUCAGGGAUCACAUAGUCAAUGAGCUGAAUUAUUGAUUGUCAGUCACCAGAAGUCACCCUGGGCGAUAGAGUUCAGGAAGAAAUUGUUUGGUUCUUUUCCCUCUCCCCUCCCUCCCCCUCUUUACAUUCCAGCUUUAGUUCCCUAUUGAAACUGGGAAGCUAAAGCAUGCCUUGGCACUUCAAGGGAUGGAAAAAUUAAGUGUCUCAACCUAUGUCCUUACCACAUACUUUCUGCCUAGUUGAAAUGUGGGACUUAUGUAAUCCAAGCCUGUCCCUUUCUUUCAAGGGUUAGCUAUCAAAUUGUAUGUCUUAAAUUUGGGUUUUUUUUUAACUUCCAUAUUGAUAGGUUUGUAACAUUUAUUUAUGAUUAACUAAUAUUGUACUGUUAUAAUCAUACCUUUUAUGUUACAUUAUAAAGUUAUUUUGAGCUGUUUGAAACAUUGUGAAGCAGUGCAACAGCUACAGUAGUUUCUAUAAAAACUAAACAGUAACAUUUA
This is a messenger RNA of Antechinus flavipes (yellow-footed antechinus), 4258 nucleotides long. It is a transcript of the gene CDKL5, whose product is annotated as cyclin dependent kinase like 5. Gene Ontology annotation, molecular function: protein kinase activity; ATP binding. The transcript is spliced from 19 exons. The record is from RefSeq and is a predicted model, not a curated record. Gene Ontology annotation, cellular component: nucleus; dendrite cytoplasm. NCBI's taxonomy places the organism in Eukaryota, Metazoa, Chordata, Mammalia, Dasyuromorphia, Dasyuridae. The coding region runs from base 630 to 3593 and encodes 987 amino acids. Gene Ontology annotation, biological process: positive regulation of axon extension; protein phosphorylation; regulation of dendrite development.